GUCAGAUGCAUUGCAUGUGUGUAUAUGUGUCAGGGACGGUCGGUUACACUCGCUCCUCCACUCUUCCCGGGAUUAUGAAUGAAUGUGCAUGUGUGGCACGUGCAGUUUGUGCUGGCUUGCACAUACGACUACAGCUAUGCCAUAUGCCGCUGUGGAUGAGUGUGACUUCAAGUGGUGUGGAGAGUAACAUGUUGGCUUUGUGUGCCCCCAUGUAACUCAGAAGCCCUUCAUUAACUAAACAUGACCCUUAAGAGCACGAUUAGCCUCAUUUCGAGGCAGGAUGUCGGAAGCCAUCAAACAAGGGGGGGAAAUCCAUUACUGUAAUUGCAUUGAGAAAAGGGAGGAAGGAGAGGGGAUGGGAAGAAAGGAAACGUAGAUGGAUAAAAAAGGAAGAAAAUGAGUGGGAUGGACGAAAGUAGGAGGCAGAGGGCUGUCAGCGACGCUUAGAUGAAGUGAGGGAGUGUGAACGAGAGCAAGGAUAUGUGGCUGAGGGAGGGGGGAGUCAGCUGACGGUAUGAACAGAUACCCUGUAUGAAUCCAUAGUUCCUUCCCAUACAUCCCCCCUCUGUCUGCCGUUACAAUUGGUAUGGCCCUCUGACAAUAAAACCACCUCCAGUGAGUCUCGAUGUGCCACUUGCACGCGCUUCUCUGAGGUUCAUCGUCAGUGCCCUACUUUUAGGCAGGAAAGGGCUGUAGGCGCACUGCCAUGCCGGCCAGACAGGGCAUGGGGAAAACGCCCCAGAAUGGCGGACACUGUCGCCGCCAUGGCCCUUCCUGACAUGGAGCGACUCAGGGAUGAAGAAACCGAAGGGCGACGCUGGUCUUUCCUGUGUUGUCAAAGCCCAGAAACCCUGGCAGAGACAAAGAAAAGAAACAUUUUUUUGUAUUCUUCUACGUUCAAACAUGUCCUGUUUUCUGCCAGGCAGCCACUGAGCAUGAGGCUUCUUGAAGAACGAGAGGGACAACGCCCUGCUGUCCGCCAUCGAGGAAUCUCGCCGCAGGACAUUCCUCCUGGCUGAAGAGUACCAUCGUGAGUCCAUGCUGGUCCAGUGGGAGCAGGUGAAGCAGAGAGUGUUGCACACUCUCCUUGGAGCAGGAGAGGACGCCCUCGACUUCAGUCAAGAUGUGGAGCCCAGCUUUGUGAGUGAAGUAACAGCACCAGGAAGGAGUGCUUUGGACAGCGUGGAGGUGGCCUACGGGCGUCAGAUCUACAUUUUCAACGAGAAGAUUGUGAAUGGUCAUAUUCAGCCGAAUCUGGGAGAUUUAUGUGCAUCUGUAGCAGAAAGCUUGGACGACAAGAAUGUGUCAGACCUGUGGCUCAUGGUGAAACAGAUGACCGAUGUUUUGCUGGUUCCUGCCAAAGAUACGCUGAAGAGUCGCACUUCAAUUGAGAUGCAAAUGGAAUUUGUGCGGCAGGCGCUCGGCUUCCUAGAGAAUAGUUAUAAAAAUUAUACCAUGGUGACUGUGUUCGGAAACCUUCAUCAGGCCCACCUGGGAGGGGUACCGGGAACGUACCAGCUUGUACGCAGUUUUCUUAACAUCAAGCUACCCGGUCCCCUGCCUGGCAUGCAGGAUGGUGAGAUAGAAGGCCACCCAUUGUGGGCUGUGAUCUACUACUGUCUACGUUGUGGAGACUUGAAUGCAGCCAUGCACGUAAUCAAUCGAGUCCAACACCAGCUGGGAGACUUCAAGACCUGGUUUCAGGAGUACGCAAACAGCCCAGACAGACGCCUUUCCCCAACUUCAGAGAACAAGCUUCGUCUCCACUACCGCAGAGUACUGAGGAACAGCGCCGAUCCCUACAAGCGAGCUGUUUACUGCCUCAUUGGGAAAUGUGACGUCAGCGAUAACCAUGGGGAGGUGGCGGACAAGACGGAAGACUAUCUAUGGCUAAAGCUGAAUCAGGUCUGUUUCGAUGAUGAUGGCAGCAGCUCACCUCAGGACAGACUGACCUUGCCACAGCUACAGAAACAACUACUGGAGGACUAUGGAGAAUCCCAUUUCUCUGCAAGCCAGCAGCCUUUCCUGUAUUUCCAGGUCCUAUUCCUGACCGCUCAGUUUGAGGCCGCCGUGGCAUUUUUGUUUCGUGUUGAGAGACUUCGGAGUCAUGCCGUACACGUGGCAUUGGUGCUGUAUGAGCUACGGCUGUUGCUGAAGUCCUCUGGCCAAAGCGCUCAGCUGUUGAGUCAAGAGCCCGGCGACCCCCCGACUGUGCGCCGCCUCAACUUUAUCCGCCUGCUCAUGCUCUACACUCGCAAAUUUGAGUCCACGGAUCCAAGGGAAGCCCUGCAGUACUUUUACUUCUUACGAAAUGAGAAGGACAGCCAGGGGGAGAACAUGUUCAUGCGGUGUGUCAGUGAACUUGUUAUUGAGAGUCGUGAGUUUGAUAUGUUACUCGGAAGAUUGGAAAAGGACGGGAGUAGGAGACUCGGGGUCAUUGAUAAGUUCGCUGGAGACACCAGGGCUAUCAUUAGUAAAGUGGCCUUGGAAGCUGAAAACAAGGGUUUGUUUGAGGAAGCCGUCAAACUCUAUGAGCUGGCCAAGAAUCCAGACAAGGUUUUGGAGCUGAUGAACAGGUUGUUGAGCCCUGUCAUUGCUCAGGUCAGCGCUCCUCAGUCUAAUAAGGAGAGGCUAAAAAACACUGCAGUGGCCAUUGCGGAAAGGUACCGCUCGCAAGGGAUAGCAGGUGACAAGUUUGUCGACAGCACUUUCUACCUGCUUCUGGAUCUGAUGACCUUCUUUGAUGAGUACCAUGCAGGGCAUGUCGAUCGCGCAUAUAAUGUGAUGGAGCGUCUGAAGCUUCUGCCCCUCAGCCAGGACAGUGUGGAGGAGAGAGUGGCUGCCUUCAGGAACUUUAGCGAUGAGGUGCGUCAUAACCUAUCAGAGGUGCUGCUAGCCUCCAUGAACAUCCUGUUCACGCAGUACAAGCGUCUGAAGGGGGCGCCGGCUGGCACACAGGGACGAGCCCAGAGGACGUUGGAUGACAGAGACACGCAGCUGCGCGGUCAAGCUCGAGCCCUGAUCACCUUCGCUGGAAUGAUUCCCUACAACAUGGCUGGAGACACCAAUGCCAGACUGGUGCAGAUGGAAUUGCUGAUGAACUGAGAUAUCACUACACACAGAAUCAAAAACAACCAGGGGAUGUUUUGGUGACACCCACCAAUUACCCACACUCUCAUUUUCAUUAUUUUAUUUUAAUGAGGCAAACAUGCAUUGUUUGUGUUUGCAUGCGUAUCUUGUGUUUCUAUCAUUAGUUUAUAUCUUUUGAUCCUUUCCCCAUUGUACUGUUUCAUAUUUGUACUGCCAGUUGUUUGGAAUUAAAAAAGGACUUUUCA
Molecule: messenger RNA, 3335 nt
Organism: Hippocampus comes (tiger tail seahorse)
Lineage: Eukaryota; Metazoa; Chordata; Actinopteri; Syngnathiformes; Syngnathidae
Gene: nup93
Product: nucleoporin 93
Exons: 20
Coding region: 1039-3105 (688 amino acids)
Biological process (GO): poly(A)+ mRNA export from nucleus; protein import into nucleus
Cellular component (GO): nuclear pore
Molecular function (GO): structural constituent of nuclear pore
Source: RefSeq, a predicted model, not a curated record